Stegastes partitus (bicolor damselfish) is the source of this 2169-nucleotide messenger RNA. RefSeq names its product choline phosphotransferase 1 (gene chpt1). The coding region runs from base 165 to 1313 and encodes 382 amino acids. The transcript has 8 exons. Gene Ontology annotation, biological process: phospholipid biosynthetic process. Gene Ontology annotation, cellular component: Golgi apparatus; endoplasmic reticulum membrane. The record is from RefSeq and is a predicted model, not a curated record. Gene Ontology annotation, molecular function: diacylglycerol cholinephosphotransferase activity. NCBI's taxonomy places the organism in Eukaryota, Metazoa, Chordata, Actinopteri, Pomacentridae.
UUCCGCUGUGGAAAUGGCCUCGUCUGUUCGCCGGGCUAUAAAUGCCAAAUGAGCUGCUACUUUUUCGGAGUCUUCCGAGAGAACAUAUAGCCUCUUUUGAGCCACUACCGGGGACUAUUGGGGACUUUGUUACGGUACUUUGAGGAGUGACGAGGCAGACAAACAUGCCACAUUUGCUGUGGCCGGAGCCGCUGUCAGCCGCUCACCUCAAGCGGCUGGAGGAGCAUAAAUACAGCGCCUCCGGUCGCUCCCUGUUCGAGCCGCCGUGUCAGCUCUACUGGAACUGGCUCGUCCAGCAAAUACCGACAUGGAUCGCACCGAACACACUGACUAUAGUUGGACUGAUGGUCAAUAUCGUGUCCACGGUGGUGCUCGUGUAUUACUGUCCCACGGCAACAGAGGAGGCUCCAUCAUGGGUCUUCAUCCUUUCUGCUCUGGGCCUCUUCAUCUACCAGUCUCUGGAUGCCAUCGAUGGGAAACAGGCCAGGAGGACAAACAGCAGCUCAGCCCUCGGGGAGCUGUUCGAUCACGGCUGUGAUGCCGUCUCCACAGUCUUUGUUGCUGUGGGAACAUGCAUUUCAUGUGGAAUAGGAAGAUUCCCAAACUGGAUGUUCUUCUGUGGUUUCAUCGGGAUGUUUAUGUUCUUCUGCGCUCACUGGCAGACCUACGUGUCUGGGACCCUCCGCUUUGGCCUGGUUGACGUCACAGAGGUGCAGGUCGCCAUCAUAAUCAUGUAUCUGAUGUCAGCCUUUGGAGGAGUGAGCCUUUGGCAAAUCACGUUGCCCGUCAUAGGACUACAGCUGUACGUCUUCCCCAUCCUGGGCAUCAUCGGGGGGGCCCUGUACUCCUGCUACAACUACUUCUAUGUCAUUUUGAAUGGAGGCGUCGGCAAAAAUGGCUCCACCGUCGCUGACACCAGUGUGCUGAGUCCUGGUUUGCACAUCGGCCUCAUCCUCUCGCUGGCCUUCAUCAUUUUCAAGAAGUCGUCCAGCCACCUGUUCGAGCAGCACCCGUGUUUAUACCUGCUCGCCUUUGGCCUUGUCAUCGCCAAGAUCUCCAACAAGCUGGUGAUAGCACACAUGACCAAGAGUGAGUUACACCUCCCAGACACGGCCUUCAUCGGGCCCGGCCUCCUCGUCCUCAACCAGUACUUCAACAGCUUCAUAGAUGAACAUAUAGUCCUCUGGAUCGCUAUGGUCCUCUCUCUUGUGGAUCUGACGCGGUACUGCACCGGCGUUUGCCUCCAGAUCGCUUCCCACCUGCACAUCCAAGUGUUCAGCAUCACGCCGCCGAGCCACGCCCACCGCGACUGACGGCUUGCCCGGCGGGAGGAGGCGGGGGGAGACGAAGAUCUCUCGCCGCUCCUGAAAGCAGACAAUGACGACGAGGAGAGACCCUCGACCCCGAGCCACUGCAGCCUUGACAAAGUCACCACUUCUGACUAAAACUGCCUCAGCCACCAGAUGGAAAAGUGAAACCAACAUUCACACUGCAAACCAAAAACAAAACAAGAAAAACCUUUUAAAAGCAUGGAUCUAUAGAAUGUAAAAAGAAAAACAUAAGUGGAACCAGAGUCUUUCUUUUCAACAUGGGUGCAUGUUGUUAGAUUUUUACAUCCAAGGGUCGCUCUUUCCACUUAUUCAACACAAUUACCAAAAUGUUUUCUUUUUUUUUAAUAGGUGUCUUAUAGCUCAGGCAAAUAUCAAAGAAUUUUUAUCCGCUUCAAAUGAAAAGACACGUUUGUGAUGGAUUGUCAUAUAAUUUCCUGAACACGUAAAUAUACGACAAUCACCUGAAAAAAAAAGAGUUGCUAAACUUCUUUGAUAUUUGCCGAAGCUAAUUAGAUAACCUGUUUUCUUAACCGCUCUUGUUUUUAUUUAUUUAAUGAAUCAAUCUGGCACGAAUCAGGACUUGAAAAUCCAAUUUUAAAUUUUACAAAUGACCUUUAUAACCUCAGAUAAUUUCCAAUGAAGUUUCCAAUGUGGGCAGGCAGAUUGUCAACGCGCUACGUGAAGGGGUAACGGUCUGUGUUAGUGCUGAAAGCGACGUCCUCACGAACACCACUCCAGCUUCUAACGUUUUUACUUCCCGUUACUCAUCUCGUCCUGGAAAAUAAAAAUUAAAAAAAGCCUUGGGCCUCUCUAGCGCCGUCGACUGAUGAAGCAUUAA